This is a messenger RNA of Silurus meridionalis, 2092 nucleotides long. RefSeq names its product nonhomologous end-joining factor 1 (gene nhej1). Gene Ontology annotation, biological process: double-strand break repair via nonhomologous end joining. The record is from RefSeq and is a predicted model, not a curated record. Gene Ontology annotation, molecular function: DNA end binding. The transcript is spliced from 8 exons. Gene Ontology annotation, cellular component: nucleus; DNA ligase IV complex. Lineage: Eukaryota; Metazoa; Chordata; Actinopteri; Siluriformes; Siluridae. Bases 627 to 1592 code for a protein of 321 amino acids.
UUACAGACGUUCCAGUCAGAAAGAGGAUUCAUCAGAGAAAAUAACUAUCUGCACUGCAUAAUCUAGUAAAUUGUUUUUUUAAAAUGUUUUAUUUUUAUGUGCAAUAAUCAUUAAAACAGCUUCCUUGCAUAUGGAUCUAUUUUGAUACUAAGUGAUGACUUCAAAAAUACAACGAUUGUAGUUUUUAUAGCAGUCAGUUUGUUCUUAUAAUCCAAACUGAAUGGUAGUGAUUUCACCUGACUCGUACUCGUUCACACUUUCCCAGGUGCUGAUAUGUUUAGUGAAGUAAUGCUGGGGGUAAAAAUGCGGGGGUUAUUUUUGUGGAAAUUUUAUUUUUCAUUUCACAAUCAUUAUUUAGUACACAGGAACUAUGAGUUCACAAAGGUAUAAACAAUUGGAAUGGUAUACUUAUUACAACUAUUACAAAAUAGGAAAAUACAAAAUUACAAAAUUUCAAGAAACUAAAACAAUUUAGAUGCAUUGAUUUGUAGUCAUGUCUUGCCAAAGACUUCACAGUGCUUUGCGUUAAUUUUUCCUACAAAUGUAGGUUUAGCCAAUGAUCCUCUUUCUGACUGGGACGUCUGUAAAAUUGUUAUCCGAGGAAGAAACACGUGAACUCUACCAUUAUGGAGAGUACAGGCAAUGCUGAGGGACCUUUGUCUGCCUUGCCAUGGAUGCCUGUGAAUAUUGAUGGUUCCAAGUUUUUGACCAAAGCCUGGUUUGGUGACACAGAAUAUGAAUUGCUGCUAUUUGACCAGAACAUUGUUUGGGAGGAUAAGAUGAACAAAAACAGCAUUGAAAGACGUGCACAGGUUCUAAAUAAACGUUUAAGGGCUCCAGUGCAAGCAAUUGUUGCUCACCUGCACUCAGUGGCUUGGCCAUGUCUCACUAGACAGUCAAAUGAACAAAACACUGCCCUACAAUUCAGUCUUGAACAACAGGAAGGUCAGCUAACUGUUAGACUCAGAAGUGAGCUGGGAGAUGUACCAUUCUAUUGGGAAUUCCACUGCACACCUGCUACUAUAAAAGUGGUUUCUAGAGAGCUAAUAUGUCCCUUGCUGUCUAUGACUCAAGUGCUGCAAAGGCAAGUUGGAGAAUUAACUGCUUUGCUGCUCAAGAAAAAUGCUGAAAUACAAGACUACAAAGAGAAUGGAGCAGUGCUUAGCAGAGGUAGACUUCAGACUGAGCCUUUUGAGGAGGAGACAUACAGAAGAAGCUUCAAUCAGUGGCUUCCUGAAAUACUGCAGGACAGUCUGGAGUUUGACCCUGAGCUCAAGGAGAUGUAUGUAUCCAUAUGUGCUGCAAGAAAUGCACAGAAGCGUAAGCGUUCUGACGAAUAUAGCCAUGCUUCAGUAGACAGCUUUGUUCUUGGUCAGGACAAGAUCAGCUGUGUGCAACCAGGUCUGAGGUCUGCCUCUCCUGGGUCUAACAAAAAUGAUAAAAGUCAGCAUGUAGAGGACACAAAGAAUGCUAAGUCCAGAGAGACUGUGAGAGGAGCUGCUGGUGCUGUUGCCGUUCCACCUGUGGUUCCACAUGCAGACAGACGAAUUAUGCACAUCAAGAAAAAGAAAGCAGCUGGGCUUUUCCAGUGAUGUUAUGGUACAAUAUAGCUUGGAUUUAUUGGAUGGAUUUUGUUUCCCCCUAAUAUUUUCUACCCUGAUAUUGGAUUUUUGUGUGUUUUUAGUUUUUGUUGCAACUCCAGCCUGUUUUUUGCUUAAAAUACACAGUCAUUACUUCAAGUAUCUGCUUUAUCUUAGUCACAGUGUUGCUGGAUCUGGCACAUUGGACACCUGUCUAUUGCAAGGCAGUAUUCUCACAGUCACACCUAUGGGCAAUUUAGCAUGUCUGAUCCACCUACAUGCAUUCUUUGGAGAGUUUCAAGAAAACCAAGGAACCCAAUAGAAGUCCUUGCGUUCAAGGGAAGAAUAUGUGAAACCCAUUACAGACAAUAACUUAACCAUGGCCAGGACCCUGAAAAUGAAAUGCAGCAAUGCAAGCCACUCCACCACCAUGCUGAGCAGUCUACUAAUAUUAUAAAGAUUAAUUAUUUGAUGCACAUACUGUAGGUUUCAAAUAUAUGUUUUUCAAAAUA